Messenger RNA from Diaporthe amygdali, 1137 nucleotides. RefSeq lists its product as uncharacterized. The record is from RefSeq and is a predicted model, not a curated record. The transcript is spliced from 2 exons. Gene Ontology annotation, biological process: lipid metabolic process. The coding region runs from base 1 to 1137 and encodes 378 amino acids. Lineage: Eukaryota; Fungi; Ascomycota; Sordariomycetes; Diaporthales; Diaporthaceae.
AUGCACAGAUCAGAUCGGUACAUCUGCAUCCUGCUCGGGGCGCUGUGCCUCACCGGCACAUCAAUUUACUACACCAGAGGGCUCAAAGAUGACCACGCAGCCUUCUUCGUCCACGUCGUCGCAAGCACCUCUCUCUACGUCACCUCGGUAAUCUCCCUCUCCUUCGCAACCGAGGAGGAUGCGAGGCUCCAGGCGAAAGUGGCGAAACUGAGGCAACGGAAACGCGCAGGCUUGAGGCCAUACCAAUACUGGCCCCUCGAGCUUGCGACACUGUCGACCAGGGUGACCGGGUUGCUCGGCGGUCUGUACACCUUCGCCCUGCCCCUGGUAUCGCCCUUUAAGGACCCGAUAGUGGACGUUGCCAUCCGCAUCCCGACCUUCUUCUACAGUUGCAAGCUUCUCGACCUCUCGGUCGCCCGGGCGCGCAAGCCGCCCGUCCCCUGCGGCGCGCAAGACAUCGAGGCGUACGGUCUCGUGAGCUGGAGAGCUCAUGGCGCGAACGCCUGGCGGCUCCUCACGGAAACGAGAUACGCGUCAUUCAACAUCGCCGUGGACGAAUCAGCGCGCAAGGCAGUCGAACAGAAGGACGCUGCGUGGAGCCUCAUCCCCUGGCUCGCCCUUCCACUUGCGUAUUUGUUCCCAGCUGCCGCCGAGGCACAGGUCGUGAGCGGCCUCCUGGGGAUCCAGCUUGGCAUCGAGGGUCUGCACAGUCUCCUGCACCCCCGGUGCCCGAAUUGGCUCUUCUGUCGGCCAUUUUCGUCCGCCGGUCUCUUGGAGUUUUGGACCUGCCGCUGGCAUCAGGGAGCCCAGCCGUUUUUGUACAGCCUCGGUUAUGCGCCUGUAAGAAGGGUGGUUGCGAAGUUGUUCGGCCCUGAUGUUGGUAGGGCUGCGGGCGUGCUUGGGGCGUUCAGCCUGAGCGGUGUCUGGCAUGCUUGGUCAGGUGCUGCCCUGACCCGAGCUGAAUACGUCUGGCAUGUGAGCGUCGGCCUGUGGUUCUUGUUUAUCCUGCAGGGUCUUGGCUGUCUAGUUGAAAAGCGCCUCUCGAGGGAUGUCAGCCGCAGCCUCACUCCCUUCAGUCGUGCCCUGGAGUCCCUCGUCAAGCAAGCGAUGGAGCUUCAGAGUCGACGGACCAGAUAG